CUUUGUUUUGACUUUUAAUGCUUAAAUUUAUACGCGUAUGUGUAAAUUCUUUUUUAUUUUCGUCGUCAGGAAUCUCGAUAUGAUCUGCUUGCUGCUGUUUUUGUGCUGCUGGUCCAUUAUGGCAUUGACGCAUGUAUAAAAGUCUGUCAUCAAAGCAUGGAGCUUGUCAUUUAGCUUGUCGCGUUUUUAGGUGAACUUCACAGCUCAUCAUUUCAAAUUGUGCUAGUUAUAUUGUUGUUGUUGUUGUUCCAUUUAACACUAAAAAAUUUCGUUUGCCACAUUUAUACAUUUUCAUUAAUGCGAAUUUCUAGUUAAUUAAAUUAAAAAUAAAUAUGAAGUUUUUCUUGGUCCUCUGUUUGUGUGUUGCCGCGGCGCUGGCAAAGGAUGAAGUGCAAUUGAUCUCAAAUGAAGCGAUGGUGGAAUAUGAUGGAAAAUUUCAUUACCAUUACGAACUCGGUGAUGGUUCGAAAGCUUCGCAAGAUGGUGUCUUAAAAAAUGUCGAUCCUGAGCACCAAGGCGAAUCGAUUGAGGGUAAAUUCGCAUUUGUAGGCGACGAUGGCAAAGAGUACUUGGUGUCAUACAUUGCUGAUGAGAACGGCUACCAACCAAUAGGCGAUCAUUUGCCCACACCACCACCAGUGCCGGAAUCCGUAUUGAAGACAUUGAAGUAUUUGGAAGAACAUCCCUACAAUCCUGAAGCGGCAGCGAAAAAGCACUAGAGAUUAAAUUAUAUAAUACAAAUGCUCAGCAUAAGUUGAAGCGAGUUUAUAGAGGAGAACUGUGAUCUUUGCGAUGCGCAAUGUGUUAAAUAAAUAAAAGAAAAAUAUAAGUUUUGAACUGAUUCCUAAAAACAAUGUUAAA
Ceratitis capitata (Mediterranean fruit fly) is the source of this 861-nucleotide messenger RNA. It is a transcript of the gene Cpr49Af, whose product is annotated as endocuticle structural glycoprotein SgAbd-3. Gene Ontology annotation, molecular function: structural constituent of chitin-based larval cuticle. The transcript has 2 exons. The record is from RefSeq and is a predicted model, not a curated record. Lineage: Eukaryota; Metazoa; Arthropoda; Insecta; Diptera; Tephritidae. Bases 333 to 719 code for a protein of 128 amino acids. Gene Ontology annotation, cellular component: chitin-based extracellular matrix.